CUUUUGCAAACCUUCGCCAGCGAACGUUCCAUUCCCAAUUUUCAACACGCUCAGGACUCUUUGAACGGGCACGCACGAGUAACCACACAAUGGCAACAAAAGCAUACACUAUUGAGCAAGUCGCUUCCCACAAGUCUGCCGACGACGCAUGGGUCGUUGUAAACGGCAAAGUUUAUGACGUGACAAAAUUCUUGGAUGAUCAUCCUGGAGGCAAAAAAGUGUUGUUGAAGAACUGUGGAAAGGAUGCCUCCAAACAAUUUGAACAAUUCCACUCGGGCAACGUCCUUGAAAAGUAUGGACCAAAGUUGUUGAUUGGUGAGGUCUCUCCCUCGUCCAAGCUCUAAAGAGGCGAGCGAUGGAGCGACGUAUGCGAUUGUCUAUUUUGGUGGAGACAAGCGCUGUUCUUGGUCCCUGCUUGAAAACCAAGAAAAGGGGACAGUGUAUAUCAUAGAGUUUGAGGAAGAAGUCUAAUUUGAUAAUAUAGCAAAAAAAAGUAUCCAAAUCACAGAAACUGUUCAAGUCAGACCUUCCUCUCCA
Spizellomyces punctatus DAOM BR117 is the source of this 537-nucleotide messenger RNA. RefSeq lists its product as uncharacterized. Gene Ontology annotation, cellular component: endoplasmic reticulum membrane; intracellular membrane-bounded organelle. Lineage: Eukaryota; Fungi; Chytridiomycota; Chytridiomycetes; Spizellomycetales; Spizellomycetaceae. The transcript has 2 exons. The record is from RefSeq and is a predicted model, not a curated record. The coding region runs from base 90 to 344 and encodes 84 amino acids. Gene Ontology annotation, molecular function: heme binding.